CUCCAUAUUCCCACGCCCAAGUGCGUCAUGCACUCGAGCGUAUUUAACCACGGCUGCAUUGCGCAACUGGCUAGUCAGCGGAUCCUCUCUCGUCUGCGAUGACGCGAAUCCCAACCAUGCUCUCCUCUGUUCUGCUCUUCUCCCUCGCCACCAGCGCCACUCCGACUGUCACGCUCGGCAAAACAUCCGUGGUGGGGCGCAGUAUACCGACGUUCGGCCAGGAGUUCUUCGGAGGCAUUCCGUACGCCGAACCGCCGCUUGGCGAUCUCCGGUUCCGGCCUCCGGUUCUGACGACGUCGCUGAAUGGAACAACACUCGAUGCCACACAGUACGGCGCGGCCUGCAUCCAGCCCCCGGGCGGGAACACCCCCGGCAGUGUGCCCAGCAACUUCCCGCUGUCCGAAGACUGUCUGACGAUCAACAUUCUCCGUCCCGCCGGUGUCAACUCCACCUCGAAUCUCCCUGUGAUGUUCUGGACAUACGGUGGAGGGUUCCUUGACGGUGCCUCCGUGAUCUACAACGGCAGCGCCAUCGUCGGGCAGAGCGUCCUUCGAGGCACUCCCGUCAUCUUCGUCAACUUCAACUACCGACUCGGCCCGCUCGGCUUUCCCCAAGGACAGGAGGCGACGGAUCAGGGAGCGCUGAACCUCGGAAUCAAGGACCAGAUCGCUGCGCUCGAGUGGGUGCAGAAAAACAUCGGCAAGUUCGGCGGUGACAAGCGCAAAGUCCUCGCGUUCGGAGAGAGCGCCGGGAGUAUCCUCACGUCGAUCCUGUUCUUGAACAAUCGGGUUGACAAAUUAGCGCGUGCCGCGAUUUUCGAGUCCGGAUCGCAGGCCACGGCGGCGAUCUUCCCCGCGACGCGCCGGGAGAACGUCUGGACCAACUUUGUUGCGGGUGUCCCUUCCUGUGCAUCCCUCGCCGGCUCAAAUUCGACAUUCUCGUGCCUGCGGAAUGCCACCACCCAGGAGCUCAGCAGUGGCCUGCUGGUCUCCUUAGCAAAGUCCGGCGAAGAGUUCCCAUUCGACCCUGUGAUCGACGGUCCCAAGGGCUUGAUUCCCGAUCUGCCGUCGCGUCUUUUGGCGCAGGGCAAGUUUUCCCGGAUUCCUUUCAUCGCUGGAACCAACCUCGACGAGGGCACCGCGUUCACCUCGCAGUCGCUCAACUCCACUGCCGCGGUCAACGCAUCAUUGAUCCCGGGACGCUUGCCGUCGGUGUCGCCGGCAGUUCUCCAAAGUUCCGUUACGGAACUUCUGGAACUGUAUCCCGAUAUUCCUGCACUUGGGUGCCCAUUCGGGACGGGAAAUAACACCUUCGGUUUGAGCAGCCAAUUCAAGCGCGCUGCAGCUAUCGACGGUGAUCUGGACUUCCACUCUCAGCGGCGGCUGUGGAUCGAGGCGGCAGCUAAUGCAGGUUCAACCACUUUUGGGUACCUUUUCACCCAGCCACAGCCAGACGGCCUGCCCCAGCUCGGCGUCACCCACGGAUCCGAGGUCCUCUACGUGUUCGGCGCACCGACGGACACGUCGGCCGCCUCGGUCGCGAUCAGCCGCAUCAUGACCGACUACUGGAUCUCGUUCGCGACGAGCCUGACCCCGAACGACGGGCUCGGGAUCCCUCGCGCGGAGUGGACGCAGUUCACGCCCGCAUCGAAAUCGCUCAUUCAGCUGAACGGGGCGAAUCUGACGAUGAUUCCUGAUACCUACCGCGAGGAGCAAAUCUCCUUUAUCAACUCCAACCCGGUGAUAUGGCAUCACUGAGCUGUUUUAUGUCGUGUUCAACUGUAGUCAAGUCAAUGCAUAUAUAUAUCGCUCCUGUGCUUUAGUAAAGCUCGAGGGACUCGAACCUGCACCGAC
Molecule: messenger RNA, 1853 nt
Organism: Mycena citricolor
Lineage: Eukaryota; Fungi; Basidiomycota; Agaricomycetes; Agaricales; Mycenaceae
Source: the annotation of a GenBank genome assembly